AUUGGCUGAAAAUAAUAUACAUCUACACAUCCACCCACCGCCAUACAAACAUGACAUUAGCAAAAGAUGAAACCACUUAUAGAAAGUAGUAUUCUCUGGUGAAUACAAAUAUAUCAUCGAUGAAACAGUCAUCGAUGUCACUGUAACAACUAGCAUAAUACACCCCAAUUCUUUGAAAAAUUAUUUUUCCUAAUCAAUAUUUCGAUUAUGGGAGGUGCACUGUCCUCUACUGAAAAUGUGAGUGAUUCAAGUAGUAAUGGGAAUGAAAAGCGGAAGAAAUCCAGUGCGUCAACAACAGAUGGAAGACCGAAACUUUUAUCCGUAGAAGAGUAUGCAGCUGAGUUGAAUCGAUUGACUAGCGAGCCAUUGUCAUCAGAUGAUGCAACAGAAGUUGACGAAUACUCCUCUGAUGAUGAAGAAGAAGAUGAUGAUGAUGAUGUGCAUUCAUUCAGCUUACCGACUUCCAGUCGUGUACAAUUGGCGGUUUCCUAUGAUAAUUUCAAACAAGAAAUGCGUAUCAAUAUUAUACGAGUGAAUGACAUACCUGGUAGAGAGACUGGUGGUUCACCAGCCUAUCAGAUUGCUUUAUCCAUAUUACCGGAGAAUAAACAACACUGGAAAAGUCGACUGCGCACAGCUCCAAAUCCUGAAUACUUAGAAGAGUGGACAGUGAAAAUCCCGCUGAUGGCAAUCCAUCAAUCUACACUGAUUUGCCAGAUAAUAGGGCACUUUGAAAAUGGACGAGAAUAUCUGUACGGUGAAACUUUUCUACCAUUGGAAAGCUUAAAUUUAAAUAUUGAAAACGUUCUCACCCUGAAUUUUCAACCGAAACAUGUACAGUGUGGAUUAGUUGCCGCCUUACAGCCAAAAAUGGAAACUGAAGCGAAUGUUACCAAUGAAACUGAUUUAGCGUCACUUACUCUGUUGGAACCUCCAUCAGUUUGUCCGCAGACUGAAAAUUUAAUUCAUCCAACCUCAAAUUUACCAAGAAUUCUAUUCUCUCUUCGACUAAAUCCAACUACUGGAAGACUAGAGUGCUGCUUACAAGAAAUUCAUCUUAUCGAGGAUAUCCGUCCGAGUAAACUGCCGAAACGAAAUAUAUUUGUCAAAAUGGCGAUUCGUACAGAAGAAGAUGGUUUAGUGGCAGAAGCCCGCAGUGCUUCAUUUCAAAGUCAGUCAGUAAUUCAUGUGAAUGAAACAUUCGCUUUCUCUGUGAAACAAUAUCAAAUUGAUGAGUUCACUAUAGAAAUUAUGUUGAUGAAGAGAAGACGGCCACGCUUCAGAAGACAAAUCACUAUUGGGACAUGCAAAAUAGGUAAAUUCAAUACAAGUCUAGAUGAAGCUGAACAUUGGAGGCAAGUGUUGGCGACGAAAGAUCACAUGAUAUCUCAGUGGCAUAAAUUCUAUCCAAUACCACUGACUCUGUCAGCAGAGUCAUCAGAAAGGUGACCACAAAUCUUUUAGUGAAUAAAAUGUUAAUCCUCUAUUG
Molecule: messenger RNA, 1489 nt
Organism: Heterobilharzia americana
Lineage: Eukaryota; Metazoa; Platyhelminthes; Trematoda; Strigeidida; Schistosomatidae
Source: the annotation of a GenBank genome assembly